GUCCCAAGCUGUUGAUUUGGGGCACAGAGGCUAAGCCAUGUCAAAUCCCUCUUUAACGACUUAAACCUGCAUUCAAAGGUAACAGCCUAAGUUCACCUGCCCCACCCUCACUCACUUACCCACCCAUCCAACGUCACUGAUCAGCCGUCAUUCUUCCCUUUACAUUUGAGAGCUUCACCACUACGGACGCUGUUCUUCCUCUGUUAACACUUGGGUGUUACAUCUAUCAAUCCAUCUGUCUAUCAUUUCUCAAAAGGAGAACUGAGCACCAAGAUUUUAUGGGACAUUAAUUACAGUCACCCAACAAAAGAGACAUUCUCUGGGAACAUCUCAGCAAGAGCAGCUACAUAAUAAAGUGUAUCUCUGGUUGGGAAAGGAGGACCUGACGAACAACACUUCCUGAAUCCCUGCCUGUGCUCUCCACCAGCAGCCAAAAAUGGGGAAUGCCAAAAGCAGCGCUAUGUCCAAGGAGAUCCUGGAGGAUCUCAAACUCAGUACCAAAUUCUCAGAGAAUGAACUGUCACAGUGGUACGAGAACUUCCAGAAGCAGUGUCCGUCUGGCCGUAUCACACCAGAAGAGUUUCAAAAGAUCUACGAACGCUUUUUCCCAGACAGUGAUGCCGCAGCAUAUGCCCAGCAUGUCUUCCGCUCCUUUGACACAAAUGAUGAUGGAACGUUGGAUUUCAAGGAAUACAUUAUUGCUCUACACAUGACAUCAACUGGAAAGACGGAGCGGAAGCUGGAGUGGGCCUUUUCACUCUUUGAUGUUGACAAGAACGGCUACAUCACCAAGUCAGAAGUGGCAGAAAUCUGUCAGGCUAUCUUUAAGCUUAUCCCCAAAGAUGAACAGGAAAAUCUUCCUGCAGAAGAGAACACUCCUGAGAAGAGAGCAGACAAACUGUGGUCGUUCUUCAAUAAAAAAGAUAAUGAGCGAUUGGCUGAGGGUGAGUUUAUUCAAGGCGUUCUUGACAAUGAUGGCGCGAUCCACCUUAUUCAAUAUGAGCCCAAAAAGUAAUAAUAAAACGAGAAUAAUAGCAUGACAUUUUGCGGUCAUAUAAUUUCCUUUGGUCAUGUGCUUUCCCCUUUUUCUUUUGUCCAAUUUUGUUUGUUUUUAACUUUUACCCUUUUAAUCUGGGCACGUCGGUCCUGCUUCUUGUAUUAGUGCGACAUGAAUCAUUUUGUAAAUAUUUGAAAGCCUAUUAGCUUCAAUAUGUUUCGAGUGAGUCGUGAUAUACAGAAUGAGGAUAGAUUAAAGUGAUAGUAAAAAACAAAAUAUG
Messenger RNA from Cyprinus carpio (common carp), 1277 nucleotides. Its product is annotated as visinin-like. Lineage: Eukaryota; Metazoa; Chordata; Actinopteri; Cypriniformes; Cyprinidae. Gene Ontology annotation, molecular function: calcium ion binding. The record is from RefSeq and is a predicted model, not a curated record.